This is a messenger RNA of Nematolebias whitei (Rio pearlfish), 3298 nucleotides long. RefSeq names its product plexin-C1-like. Lineage: Eukaryota; Metazoa; Chordata; Actinopteri; Cyprinodontiformes; Rivulidae. Gene Ontology annotation, cellular component: semaphorin receptor complex. Gene Ontology annotation, molecular function: protein binding; semaphorin receptor activity. Bases 1 to 3294 code for a protein of 1097 amino acids. The transcript has 22 exons. Gene Ontology annotation, biological process: semaphorin-plexin signaling pathway involved in axon guidance; regulation of GTPase activity; negative regulation of cell adhesion. The record is from RefSeq and is a predicted model, not a curated record.
AUGAUCCUGCUGCUCGGUCUGCUCUGGUCCUUCUGGACAGAACCAGUCCUGUGUCUGCAGGAGGACGGAGGUUUGAGCCUGGAUGGAGACAUCCGUCACUUCGCAGUGACCAACGACUCUCUCUACAUCUCCACAGAGGAGAAGCUGUACCAGCUGAGCCACGACCUGGUUCCAGUCUGGACUCUGACCCAGAGAGGGGUUCUGAUGGACAGUGACCAGCCGGACCAGCAGGACUUUCAGCGGGUCUCUGAGGGGAAGUCAACUUUCAUCGUCAACUUGUUGCUUCCAUUUGUCAGGGACAAAUCAGUGAUCAGCUGCGGAGUGAUUGAUGAUGAGUGUGGUUUCUGUGAGCUUCUGGACCUGAAGAACAUCUCUAAGCUUCUGUAUAAAGAAGCCAUCCAGGUGGGACCCCUGAGGCGCAGCAGCGCAUCUGUUGGCUUCCUGGUGGACGUGGAGAAACCUCCUAAGACUUUUAUCCUGACUGCGAUCCAGCAAGACAGCGAGGACACCAAGGAGUCUGGUUCUGAUAACAAGAUGAUAAACCUCCAUGAUGCAGAUAAAUCGUCACCAGUCUGCACCAACAUUGAACCAAGCAGCACCUGGGUCAGUGGGAAGAGAAACAUCACAAUUAAUGGGACCCACCUGAAUUUUGUGGAAGGGGUCACACACGGCCACGCCCCACUGAAAUUUUUUCUUCCCACGAUCAGCAGCUGUAAGAGUCUCACCUAUGAAACCCCUGCAGCUGAAAACGCACAGAGUUCCGGCAACGUUGUAUUUUUGAAAGUAGCCAAUCAGACGCUGACCUGCCCCACAAAAAUCUCCUACUAUCCAGACCCGGAGUUUACCGGCUUCACAGUUGUGAGGACAGGAAAUGACAUCCGCAUCACUAUUCAGAAAAAUCCAGAUAAACUGAAUAUGACAACAGGAGAGCUGUUGGUUUGGGGCAUCCAGGAUGGGAAACGACAUCCCUGCAUCAUGAAAGAGAAAGAAAGCAGCAAUAAAACCGACUCUUUCGUUUGUGAAAUCUCAGGAACACACAGCACUAACUUCAGGGAGUUACAGAUCCAAUAUGGAGGUCAGUUCAAACGCCUGAAGCAUUCCGCUUCACUCCUGCUCUUCAUGCUGCUGGUUCUUCUGCUCAUCCCCAUCAUUGUUGUUGCCGUGGUGUUCGUCUAUCGAAGAAAAGAGAAGAAGUUCACGGCGAAGAUGAACCGGAUGAUGGAAGACCUGGAGUUCGACAUCAGAAAUGACAUCAGACAAGGUUUUGUGGAUUUGCAGACAGAGAAAGCCGAUCUGAUGGAGAACGUCGGAGCGAUUCCCUUCCUGGACUACAAGCACUUUGCUUCCAGGAUCUUUUUUCCUGAGAGUGAAUCUUUAAUCAAGCUGUGCGUCAAAGACAUCGGUCAGGAUGUGCAGACGGUUCAGCUGGAUGAGUGCUGUCAGGGUUUGUCGCAGCUGAUCCAGGACCAGCUCUUCCUCACCACCAUGGUGCACGCUUUGGAGGAGCAGAAAAGUUUCACCAUCAAAGACAAGUGUUCACUUGCAUCUCUGCUCACUGUCGCGCUUCACAGCAACUUGUCCUACCUGACGGAGGUGAUGGAGGUUCUGCUGAAGGAUCUGAUGCAGCAGAACAGCAACGCUCAGCCCAAACUGCUGCUGCGACGCACCGAGUUCACUGUGGAGAAGCUGCUGACCAACUGGGUGUCCAUCUGCCUCUACGGCUUCCUGCGGGAGAGUGUCGGGCAGCACCUGUUCCUGUUGGUGAGCGCACUCACCCAGCAGGGGUCCAAAGGCCCAGUGGACUGCGUGACGGAGAAGGCUCUGUACACCCUGAGCGAGGACUGGCUGCUGUGGCAGGCUCAGGACUUCAGCCCUGUGAAGCUGAAGGUGCUGUUCGCCGUGGGCGGGGCCGGCGAGGUGAGCGAGCCCCUGGAGGUGGACGCUCUCAGCUGCGACGCCAUCGAGCAGCUGAAGGAAAAAAUCCUGUCCACCUUCAAGACCAAGUUCGGUUUUCCCUACAACACAACACUCAGAAACAUCUGUAUCGAAUAUGAGAAGGAUGGGCGUUUCCUUCCUCUUCAGGAAGUGGAUUCGACCUCUGAGGUUAUCGGGGAGUUGAAGAAGCUCAACACACUCCGGCACUACCAGGUGGAAGACGGAGGGACAAUCAAAGUGCUUUCGAAGAAAACUCAUCCUCCUCUCAGCCCACAAGGGAGUCUAAAAGGAACCACACCUGGGAUCAAGAGUGAUUUUAAUGUGACGUUUGUGGACGGAUUCCAGAUCAGUUCAACAGUUUAUCUGUUCUCCAACGUGGGCUCAAAGACCAAAAACCGGAUCCGUCUCCUUUGGUUGGAGGGGAAAACCAGUAAACCUGAGACCCUGAAGUCUCUGCGUGGAGCCACUCUCCGGAUCUCUGAUGGGACUGAAGGCAGCAAACUGUUGGCCUCCUCGGUCAUCUUGGGGGGGCAGCAGGUUCUGUGGAGCGGGGUGUUCAGUGUGGACGGAGGACCUUCCAAAACCCAGCUGGUUCUGUUUGACAUCAGUCCUGAUCUCAGCGGGACAAAGGACACCGAUCCAGACUUUUACACGUCCAACAAGCCGGAAACGGUGGGUCAACGAGUCGAACUGAAACAAGUUUUAUCCAGGCUGACAAGGACAAAAGUGGCCGUUCAUUCGUACGUGGAGAACCUCUUCAGGUCCAUCUGGGGAACGUCGCAAGGCCGAGCGCCGCACGCCGUCAAGUACUUCUUCGACUUCUUGGACGCUCAGGCGAACAACAUGAAGAUCAGCGACCCGGACGUUCGACACAUCUGGAAGACAAACAGUUUGCCGCUGCGCUUCUGGAUCAACAUCCUUAAAAACCCGCAGUUUGUUUUUGACAUGGACAAGAGUCCACAUCUGGACGCCUGCCUGUCCGUCAUCGCCCAGGCCUUCAUGGACUCCUUCUCUCUGAGCGAGCUGCAGCUCGGGAAGCACGCACCGACCAACAAGCUGCUCUACGCCAAAGACAUUCCCAAGUUCAAACAGGAAGUGAAGGUUUACUACAAACAGGUCCGAGAGCAGUCGCCGGUCACAGACGCUGAGUUCAAGGACUUCCUGCAGGGAGAGUCAAAGAAACAUGAGAAUGAGUUUAAUGAAGCUGCAGCUCUGAAGGAGCUCUACAAGUUCAUCCAGCGAUACUUCACCGAGAUCCGAGAGAAGCUGUGUCACAGCGGAGCUCCUGCUGAGCUCACGGAACAACUGCAGCACGUUAAAGAGUCGUUCGACGGCCUCAAGAGCUGCUCCUGGAUCUGAGUCA